Molecule: messenger RNA, 1164 nt
Organism: Pongo pygmaeus (Bornean orangutan)
Lineage: Eukaryota; Metazoa; Chordata; Mammalia; Primates; Hominidae
Exons: 5
Coding region: 294-1157 (287 amino acids)
Source: RefSeq, a predicted model, not a curated record
GCAGGUGCCCCCGACCCAGAAAGCAGGUUCCUCCGGGAUCAGCCCAGAAGCAGGGCAGCCAGGGGCCGGGCAGGCGUGGAUCUGGGCAGUGAAGGUGUGUGUGAGCCACAGACACUGUGUGACCUGUGGGAUGGCAGCGGGGCCAGGGCCAGAGGAUCCCCGAGGGCCUCUGGAAGGCUGGGUGCAGUGGCCCUGCAGGAAGCUUGGACAGGAGGACCAGACCCGGUCCUGGCCCCAACUCUACUCCAACCCCAGGCAGGCACUGAGCCCUGGCCCCGUCCCCUGUGGACCCUAUGGAGAGUGAGACCACGGGAUGGAUGUCUGCAGUGCCCUCUACGAUGCUGUCCCCCGACUCCGGCACCAUGGUGCUACCUCCUCUGGCAUCACAAUUCUGCCUCACCAGCACCACAGCCUCGCCUGCAGGACCAUGGCCCCAGAGAGUGGCCACUGCCUCACUGGCUGUGGCACUCAGGACGGAGACAGCAGGGCCCUGGUGUCCUCCCGGCUGCCUGGACCCAGAUCCGCCAGCUGCCCCUGCAACUCGCCACCAGGUCUGUGCCGCCAACGCAGGAGUGACACCGCGAGCGGGCGCUGCCCAGGCCUCGGAGGACAGAGGAGGUGGGCAGGGCGAAGAAGCCCCCAGAACCUCUCCUGAGGAGCUGAGGGCAGGGCCCCCCGGCCACUUCUCAGGCUCCAGACUGGCACUGACGAGAGGCUCCAGCAGGAACGGCUGGGAGAAACCUUGCCAGACCAGGUGGCACGAGGCCAGGGACGAGGCUCCUGGAGCCCCGGAGCUCCCGGCCACCCCUCAAGGCCUUGGCAUUGCCACCCACUUUACGGAUGGAAAGCUGAGGCUCAGUGCUGGCUCUCACAAUGGACACACAUGCACAGUCAGUGCCCAGCACCCAGACAACACCUGCAGGCUCAGGCUGGCCCCAACCCAGACAUGUGGCCCUCGGGGACCGCCGGCUGCACUCACCCAAGGCUGCUGGCAUCUGCCCGUCCCGCAUGUGCCCACCCAGCUCCUCUCCCAGGGAUUCCGCAGUGGAGAAGCGAGAAGGUCCCUGUGCUGGAGGCUUCUCUGCCUGGCUCCCCCUCCCAGCUCCGCGGUGCCCCUCCGCCCUCCCUUCUCUGUCCGCCCACUUACCUUUAAUUAGAAAUGCC